ACCACGUAGCGUUGCCAAACAAUGGGCAGGAAAAAGCCACGUUGACGAGCUAGGCUGAAGUCUAAGGGUUUUUGUCGUUGGGAAAAGAUUUUUUUCUCCAAACACGAAGGUUGUUUUUUUAUUUUAUUUUGACAUUUUUUUUGAGAUUGGUCAUGUCAUCGCCACCGAAGGAGAAACACGAAACCAGAGCUGGACAUCCCCCUGCAGUGAAGGCAGGAGGGAUGAGGAUAGUCCAGAAGCACCAGUCUACCGGAGACUCCACAUCAGACAGGAAGGAAGACAAGGACAGUAAAGAGUUUGAGAGCUGCAGCCCACCGAAGUUGCCAGUGGUGGUGUCUGGAGUGGUGACUAAGGGUGAUAAGGACUUCACCCCAGCUGCAGCUCAGGUGGCUCACACGAAGCCCCAGCCCUCGGUGCAGAAGCUGCCGCCGUCCCACCACAUCAACCAGCACAUCCACCAGCCCCGCAAGUGAACCUCUGCCUUCCUUCAGUGCACAAGGACCACACCGCAACCUCCAGCCCAUUCUCCGUCUAAUCCCUUCACAAUCCCAGCCCAUUCCCAACCAAUCCCAAAAAAAUCCCCAUUGAUUCCCAUCUGAUUCCCAGCCAGUCUCUAACUGAUUCUGAGUCUGAGUCAUUUCUGUCAGUUCUCCUUUGAAUCCCAAUCCAUUUUCCACAACUGUUUUCCCACCCAUUCCGAUCUGAUUCACAUGCAAUUCCCAAACAAUCUUUAACCAGCACCUUAACCAGAUUCCCAAACAACUUGCAACUAAUCACCAACCAGCCCAUUCAUGACCAUUCCUCUAACCAGUUCACAAACAAUUUCCAUCUGAUUCCCAACCAAUUCCCAGCAGAUUCCCAAGUAAUUCCCAGCUGGUUCUGAGCUGGUUCCUGAAUGGUUUCUGACACAUUUCCCCAAUCUCAACGGUUUCUGACAAAUUUCCCCCAGUUCACAACCAGUCCUUUAAUUACCGCUGACCAGUUUACACUUAAUUCCCAAAUAAUUCCUUACUAAUUCCCAAGUCAGUGCUCAGGUUCAUCAGGGGAUUCCCAGCAUUCCUCACGGCCUCUUUCUGUCUGUGCCUGCCAGUAUUCUGCCUUGAACCACAUCCUGAGAACCUGUUCUCUCUCUCACACACAAACACACACACCCACACCCACACCCCGGCCGGUUCUGUUCUCUCGUUCCCUGUAAAAUCUCACACUAAGCCCGAGAGCUCGGUCCCUGACGGAUCUGUAGCUCUACUGAUUAAAAGGUUCAUUGAUUUUUUUUUUGUCUUUAUUUUAGACCAAUUUCUUUGCUGGAAUGAUGUAAAGUGUGUAAAUGGGUUUGUGUAAGAGGAUGAUUGUGAUGUUAGACAUUAGGUGUGGCUGUCUGAAUAAAGAGUUAAUAUAAAAUCA
Messenger RNA from Hemibagrus wyckioides, 1401 nucleotides. RefSeq names its product death-associated protein (gene dap). The transcript is spliced from 4 exons. Gene Ontology annotation, molecular function: death domain binding. Bases 153 to 473 code for a protein of 106 amino acids. Gene Ontology annotation, biological process: negative regulation of autophagy; cellular response to amino acid starvation; apoptotic signaling pathway. The record is from RefSeq and is a predicted model, not a curated record. NCBI's taxonomy places the organism in Eukaryota, Metazoa, Chordata, Actinopteri, Siluriformes, Bagridae.